UUGGAAACAGAGAUACAGUGUCGGAGGCCUAUGAAAACCUUGCCAAGUCUUCCUCUAAGAGAGAAGCAUUGGAGAAAACUAUGAGGAGCAAGUUGGAACUACAAGUGCGCCGACUGCAUGACUUCAACAGAGACCUGCGAGAGCGCAUGGAGACUGCUAAUAAACAGCUCGUUUCUAAAGAGUGUGAUAGCUCUGAAGACAAUCGGAAAACCAUCUCCCAGCUGGUUGCUCAGAAUAAAGAAAUUCUGCGGGAGAAGGAAAAGCUGGAGAUGGAGUUGAAUGCACUUCGCUCAACUGCAGAUGCAAGGAGACACAUUGAGAUCAGAGACCAAGCGCUGAACAAUGCCCAGGCAAAAGUGGUUAAACUGGAGGAGGAGCUAAAAAAAAAACAAGUUUAUGUGGAGAAAGUGGAAAGGAUGCAACAGGCUCUGGCCCAGCUCCAGGCAGCAUGUGAGAAGAGAGAACAACUAGAACACCGUCUUCGUACAAGACUGGAAAGAGAACUGGAAUCUCUACGUCUGCAGCAGCGUCAAGGAACCUCACAGAGCAGCGGCUUAGUGACAUCAGAGUACAAUGCCACAGCCCUAAUGGAGCACCUGCGAGAGAAGGAGGAGCGCAUUCUGGCUCUGGAGGCUGACAUGACUAAAUGGGAGCAGAAGUAUUUAGAGGAAAGUGUAAUGAGGCAGUUUGCCCUGGAUGCAGCUGCGUCCGUUGCUGUGCAGAGGGAUACAUCUGCAGCAGGGAUAAACCAUUCUCCGAGCAACAGCUAUGAUACUUCUGUUGAAGCUCGAAUUCAGAAGGAAGAAGAAGAGAUCCUAAUGGCCAAUCGUCGCUGUCUUGAUAUGGAGAGCAGGAUUAAGAAUCUUCAUGCCCAGAUCAUUGAGAAAGAUGCCAUGAUAAAGGUUCUUCAUCAGCGCUCUAGGAAGGAACCCAUGAAGUCUGAUGCACCAUCUGCCAUGCGUCCUUCUAAAUCCUUGAUGUCCAUCUCCAACACUGGUCCAGGUGGUUCAGGACUGCUUUCGCACAACCUUGGGCUUAGCAGCUCACCAAUCACUGAGGAGCGCAAGGAUGCCAGCUGGAAGGGAAGCCUCGGUAUUCUGCUGGGUCCAGAAUGUCGCACAGAGUCUCUGCGGACAGAAUCCAUCUCGUCAUCCCCUUCCCCCGUACUUUCUACCACCCUGAUGACUACAGGUCACUCAAAGACAGGCAGCCGGGACAGCUGCACACAGACUGACAAGGGUCAAGGCCAAGAAGCAAGCAAGCCCAGCCCUUCAGUCCUGCAGAGUAUGACCCUGCCUGCCCGCCUAUCAAGCCCGAGCCCAGUCUACAUCCCAGAUCGCUUAGCAGAAGUUCCAGUUCACAGCAGCACCUUUGAACGGAGGUUCCUUGUGCAGUCCCAUUCACAGCAACAAGCUCUCUCGUCAGCUCCAGCAGUCCAGCAAGAAUUAGACACAGACAUCGUUGAAAUCCUCAUAUGAAACCAUGGCUUCAAGAAAAAAAAAGUAUGCGUAAGUGAUGGAAUGGCAGCUUCAUCACAAGAACUCUCUUAAUCAUCCUGCACAGUGAGAGCUGCAUCUCAGUCCUGAGACAUUUUGAUUUAUCUUUUCAUCCAAUAUCCUUUCAUUCUAUAAUUUUAGCCUGACUGAAGAAAGAACAAGAUUGCAAGGGGUACAACUCUGUAUCAAAAAUAGGCCUGAAGCAAUUUCAGAGGUGAUAUUUUUUCCACUGGUUUCUGUUGUAAUGUAUUCUUGAAAGUAGUAGGGAAUUAAAUAUACACUUUGCUUUUAAAAAAAUGUACAUAGUUAGACAAUACUGAGGAGCAAAGUCCCCUCCAAACUCGGAUACAUUUCAUUUGGGAUUUCUGUAUCUGAGUCAAAGUGUUCUAUUUGUUAAACACUUUUGUGUUUAAUAAGUAGUUGUUGUGUUUAAUUAUUAGUGAUCCUAUUACUACAGUCACUAUACAGUCACUGUAUUACUAACUGUAGUACCAAGUGUUUUUAGCACAUCUAACAAACUUUAUAAAGUUUCCAGCAAACAAGUUUUCCAACUGGUUUUGUUCAGCUUUCUGAAAAGAUAGCGAUGAAAGAGCAUCGCUUUUUCAAGGUAUAGUAACCAUUUCAAAUAUUAAAAAAUUUAUCCAGACAAAUUGCAUUGGAACAAUUGUAUAUACUGUUGUUUGCAAUAUUUAUUGUACAGAUUACCACAUCUGCUUUACGCUUUAUUUUAAGGCAUUUGGUCGUGCGUGUGUGCGUGUGUGUGUGUGUGUGUUUGUAUAUCUUAGACAUUAGAGACACAUAUGCAGUCAGGACUGAUAUCAACUAGUGUUUAACAAACCCUUCACAUACAGAGGUUUACUUUCUGUCUGUUGUUUCCAACUUAAAACCACAAAUUUAAAAAGCUACAAACAUGACAAAUCAUAAAUGACUUAGAAGUUCAGCCUUUUAACCUUCUCUAAAUAUUAGUAUGUGUAUCUUAAUUCAAUUAAAUCA
Molecule: messenger RNA, 2489 nt
Organism: Poeciliopsis prolifica (blackstripe livebearer)
Lineage: Eukaryota; Metazoa; Chordata; Actinopteri; Cyprinodontiformes; Poeciliidae
Product: angiomotin-like
Biological process (GO): regulation of cell migration; hippo signaling; actin cytoskeleton organization
Cellular component (GO): plasma membrane; cytoplasmic vesicle; lamellipodium
Molecular function (GO): signaling receptor activity
Source: RefSeq, a predicted model, not a curated record